AUGAGGCGAGAUUUGCUUGCCCCUUUCAUACUCGGCAGCUUGCGACUCGCAGCUGCCCAAGACGAUUCACCCAAAGGCUACUCGUAUCCCGAGACUAUCACUGCCUCCUACUCGGCUCCAUGGGCCCUUACCACACCGGAGACGUUGACUCUUUCUACCUCUCCGCCUUUGCAAACCUCGAUUUUAUCUCUUACUACGUCGAUCGUGUCGACUGUCGAGUGCAACGGGAACGGUGAAUGCUCGACAAAGUCACCUCUGCCCACCAGCAGCCUCACGGUUUUGUUGACGCCUGCCUCGUCCUCGCUUGGACAGGCCACUACCGGGGCUGCCACGCCCUCAACUGCAUCAACCCUGACGAUACUCCCUACGAGCGUGGCUUCUACUAUCGAUGUUACUGUCACCCUGAGCACAUGCCCUCCUUCAACCACAUGCUCUGGCCAGACAAUGACGUGGACCGGCGGUGCCGGCCCGACCUCGUGCCCAGACAGCCAGACUUGCUCGGCUGUGCUCCCUACGACCAGCAUGGACGGUAACUCGACUUCCGAGGAGCCAGCCCCGACCUCGACCAAUGCUGCGGCUGUGAAGGGAACUGAUGUUGCAGGAAUGGUGAUGGCUGCUAUGGCUGUUCUGGGCGUCGUGGUCUAG
Messenger RNA from Thyridium curvatum, 645 nucleotides. RefSeq lists its product as uncharacterized. The record is from RefSeq and is a predicted model, not a curated record. Lineage: Eukaryota; Fungi; Ascomycota; Sordariomycetes; Thyridiales; Thyridiaceae. The coding region runs from base 1 to 645 and encodes 214 amino acids. The transcript has a single exon.